AUGGCUUCGCUUUUCUUUUCUGCCCCGAUCGACAUCGAUGUGGUUCUCGAGGAUCACGAUGAGCGCCAGACGGUCGACGUCAAGCUCGACAAGGGCCGCCGCGAGCGGGUCCCUGUGUACAUGGACGGCGAGUCUGUCAAGGGUGCUGUGACCAUCCGAUUGAAGGAUGGCAAGCGACUGGAACAUAUGGGAAUCAAGGUGCAAUUUAUUGGCACAAUUGAGAUGUUUUACGACCGAGGCAACCACUACGAAUUUCUUUCCUUAGUCCAAGAACUCGCCGCACCGGGCGAGCUGCUGCACCCGCAGACCUUCCCCUUUAACUUCAAAAAUGUCGAAAAACAAUACGAGUCCUACAAUGGUAUCAACGUGAAACUGCGCUACUUUGUCCGAGUGGUCGUCUCGCGACGUCUGCCGGACGUCAUCCGUGAAAAGGACUUGUGGGUGUACUCGUACCGCAUGCCGCCAGAGAAUAACAGUCCCAUCAAGAUGGACGUCGGUAUCGAGGACUGCCUGCAUAUCGAAUUCGAAUACUCCAAAUCCAAGUAUCACCUCAAAGAUGUGAUUGUGGGCCGCAUCUAUUUCUUACUUGUGCGACUGAAGAUCAAGCAUAUGGAAUUGUCUAUCAUUCGGCGUGAGACAACUGGAUCUCCGCCAAAUCAAUAUAACGAGAGUGAGACUCUAGUGCGCUUUGAGAUUAUGGAUGGUUCGCCAUCAAGAGGCGAGACUAUUCCAAUUCGUUUGUUCUUGGGUGGAUUUGACUUAACCCCAACAUUCCGCGAUGUCAACAAGAAGUACUCCACGAGGUACUACCUCAGUCUUGUAUUGAUUGACGAAGAUGCCCGUCGCUACUUCAAGCAAUCGGAGAUUGCACUCUACCGCCAAGCUCCCGAGAUCGCCCCGAACGCCCAGAUCGCCCAACAGCAGCAGAUUCAGCAGCAGAUGCUCCUCGAGCAACAGCGCCAACAGCCUGCUCUCCCACCAGGCUCUGCUACCGCCGGACCCGGUAGAGAAACCCCUGCGCCGCUCCGACAGGAGCCUCAACCUGUUCCCGCGCCUGCAGCAUAG
Penicillium paradoxum is the source of this 1065-nucleotide messenger RNA. RefSeq names its product vacuolar protein sorting-associated protein 26. The record is from RefSeq and is a predicted model, not a curated record. Gene Ontology annotation, biological process: retrograde transport, endosome to Golgi; intracellular protein transport. The transcript has 5 exons. The coding region runs from base 1 to 1065 and encodes 354 amino acids. NCBI's taxonomy places the organism in Eukaryota, Fungi, Ascomycota, Eurotiomycetes, Eurotiales, Aspergillaceae. Gene Ontology annotation, cellular component: endosome; retromer complex.